Messenger RNA from Gymnogyps californianus (California condor), 4803 nucleotides. RefSeq names its product kinesin family member 27 (gene KIF27). The record is from RefSeq and is a predicted model, not a curated record. Gene Ontology annotation, molecular function: microtubule binding; ATP binding; microtubule motor activity. The coding region runs from base 1 to 4194 and encodes 1397 amino acids. Lineage: Eukaryota; Metazoa; Chordata; Aves; Accipitriformes; Cathartidae. The transcript has 18 exons. Gene Ontology annotation, biological process: microtubule-based movement; mitotic spindle organization.
AUGGAGGAGAUCCCAGUUAAAGUUGCAGUUCGAAUCAGACCUCUGCUUUCCAAAGAAGUACUUCAUAACCACCAAGUGUGUGUGAGAUUAGUCCCAAACACACAACAAAUUAUCAUUGGGAAGGACCGUGUCUUUACUUUCGAUUUUGUAUUUGGCAAACACUCAACCCAAGAAGAAGUUUAUACUGUUUGCAUUAAGCCUCUUCUAGUGUCUUUGACUGAGGGAUACAAUGCUACAGUGUUUGCAUAUGGACAGACAGGUUCUGGGAAGACUUACACCAUCGGAGGUGGCCACAUUGCAUCAGUUGCAGAAGAUGAAAAGGGCAUAAUCCCACGGGCUAUUCAGGAAUUAUUUCAGCAUAUUUCUGAAAACCGUAACAUUAACUUCCAUGUGAAAGUAUCUUAUAUAGAGGUUUACAAGGAAGAACUUCGAGAUUUAUUAGAGUUGGAGACCUCUGUGAAAGAAUUACAUAUCCGAGAAGAUGAAAAGGGAAAUACAGUGAUUGUCGGUGCUAAGGAAUUCCAAGUAGAAUGUGCAGAUGAAGUGAUAAGCCUGUUGGAAAGUGGCAAUGCAGCUCGUCACACAGGCACAACACAAAUGAAUGAGCACUCUAGUCGAUCUCACGCCAUUUUUACCAUCAGUAUUUGUCAGAAACAGUCUGCAGAGUCUCAAAAAAAUACUGAUGCUGCACAGGAUUCAUCUUGGAAAUCAGUCCAGAUGAUUGCUUCGAAGUUUCAUUUUGUCGAUUUGGCAGGCUCAGAGAGGGUGACAAAGACUGGAAAUACUGGUGAACGCUUCAAAGAAUCAAUUCAGAUCAAUAGUGGUCUGUUGGCCUUGGGAAAUGUCAUCAGUGCCCUUGGAGACCCAAAAAGGAAAAGUGUACAUAUUCCAUAUAGGGAUGCUAAAAUCACUCGUAUUCUGAAAGACUCCCUUGGAGGAAAUGCCAAGACUGUCAUGAUAACGUGUAUAAGUCCAUCCUCAUCAGACUUUGAUGAAUCUUUAAAUUCCCUCAAAUAUGCCAACAGAGCCAAAAACAUUAGAAAUAAACCAGUUGUAAAUUACAACCCUGAUCAAGACCGGAUUGAUGAAAUGGAACUUGAAAUCAGAUUGCUUCGAGAAGCUUUGCAGAACCAGCAAGUCAGUAAUCAGUGUUCACACAACUUAAAUCAAGAAAGAACUCGUAUCAGUUCACUUGAGGAGCAGCUCACCCGGCUUCAGGUUCAAUGUGUCAGUUAUAGAAAUUGUGUAGAUGAAGCCUUCCCAUUUCUGGUUGAUUUGAAUGAUGAUGUUAGCUUAAGAAGAAGUCAGCGGGACAGGUUGCAGAGCUGGAUCACUAUGGUACAGGAAGUAAGGAAGGAAGCUCUCACCAUGCAGGAAAGUGACACAGGGAUGGGGACCAGCCAAGAGCCACAUCACAUCACAAUUCUUCAGCUAAAGAGGGAACUAAAGAAAUGCCAGCAGGCUUUAGUUAUGGAUGAAGAAGUAUUUAGCCAGAAGGAUCAUGAACUGCAGAUACUGCAGAAUCAGAUAAAGACAUUACUACAGGAAAAUGAAGAACAACUGGAAUCUUUAAAGGAGGCUCAAGAAACACAUAGAUUACAGAAUGAGAAAAUGGUGGAACAGCAAAUGCUUAUUGAUCAGCUAAAAGAAAAAUUAGAGAAGUUUACAGAUGUGAAAACUUUGGACUUGUCAAGUGCUUGUGGAGAUGGACCAGCUGUUGUGGCAUCUGCAAGGAGGCCAUACAGUGUCCCACUCACAAAGAGUCUGCUACACUCCCUUCACCCACCUUCAGGGACAGAGACCCGAAAGGUGUAUACCAGCCCCCCUGCCUUCUCCCUGGCCCGGGUAAUGGCAGAAUUCCGUGCUCGCAGCCAGAUGAUACUGAGUAACAUAGAAGAUCAGGAUAAAGUCCUUCACUGCCACCUCUCUGAUCAGAGCGAUGAAGAGGAAGAAAAUACAGGCAGCAAAAAGAAAACUUCAUUUAAGCAUUCCAUAAACCGAACAUGGACACGAAAACAGGCUUCUCUGUGCUUUCUUCCUGAUCUAAGUGACAUGAAGCGUCAAGUAGACAAGUCUGGUUUAUCCAACAAUGAUGUCAAGAUUGACAGCCUCCAGAAAAGUCAUGUUUUUAACAUGCAGAAGUUAAAGAAUUCAGAGUUGAGACUCACUGAGGCCAAGCAAAAAAUGAGAGAACUUGCACUUAAUAUCAAAAUGAAAGAGGAACUUAUUAAGGAAUUAGUAAGAACAGGUAAGGAUGCUCAGUCUGUAAGCAGGCAAUAUUCUUUGAAGAUAACUGAACUGGAGCAAGAAUCUGAGCAGGCCAAAAUGGAACUGGCUGAAACACAAAAGUGGCUUCAGGAGCUGGAGAGUAAGGAGCUGAGAGACAUUCCUGAGAAAGCCAAGUUACAAAAAGAGUUCCGGAAGAAGAUGGAUGCAGCUAAGUUGAAAGUGCAGGCCUUGCAGAAGAAGCAGCAAGACACUAAGAAUCUGGCUUUGUUAUCUAACCAAAGUGAGAGACAAGCAACAGAACUUGAGCAGAAUGUGGCUCAGAUGAAGCAUCAGCAGACCCAGCUACAGAAGAGACUGUGUGAGGAGAGCGAAAAAAAGAAGCAACUAGAAGCAGAGAUUCAGCGGGACCAGCAACAAAUUAAAGAACUUCAACUAAAGAUGGAGCAACAACAGAAGAUCCUUAAACUUAAGGAUAAAGAGAUUGCUGAAUUUAAAAAGAAGAAAAAUAACUCAGUGGGAACUUCACAGAAGCUACAGAAAUUAGAAGAGCAAAAGAAAUGGCUGGAUGAAGAAAUGGAAAGAAUUCUCCAACAGCACCAACAGUUAGCAGAACUAGAAGAAGAUUUAAAGAAAAGAGAAGCCAUUGUAGCCAAAAAAGAAGCAUUAUUGCAAGAAAAAAGCCACCUGGCAAUCAAGAAACUGAGAUCUAGCCAGGCUUUAAACAAAGAUAGUAUGAAAUUGUCUACUCGCUUAAGUAUGCUGGAUCAGGAACUUUGUGAUAAAGGUAUGCAGCUUCAGGGCAGCACCACUGAAGAUAAGACACACAUUUUGGAAAAAAUUCAGGUUCUCCAGGCGGAAAGGGAUCAGCUGCUCAGAAGAAGAAAUAGUGUGGAUGAGAAACUGAAAGAUGGUAAAGUGUUGUCAACUGAAGAAGAACAUGUCCUUUUCCAGGUGGAAGAAGGAAUUGAAGCCCUGGAGGCUGCUAUUGAUUACAAGAAUGAAAGUAUCCAGAAUCGCCAGCACUUGCUUAGGUCAUCUUCUCAGAUUCUUUCACAGAGCGAGAAUAAUGUAAUAGGAAAACUAGUUUCCCUGUCUGCUGCUGAGCUCAGAGCUAUCAUCUUCAAAUAUUUCAACAAGAUUGUUGGCCUACGUGAGUCUGAACAUAAAUUACAACUGCAGAUUGAAGAACAGGAAAUUAAGGUCAUAGACCAGGAAAACAUAAUACGUGAAUUAGAAUCUGCACUUGAACACGUCAAGUUGCAGUGUGACAGGCAGCUGACCCUACAACACAAAGAACAUGAGAAAAAACUACAGUUAAUACUGCAUCAUUUCAAAGAACAAGAUAGUGAAGGUAUUGCAGAAACCUUGAAAGGGUAUGAAGUAAAAGUCCAGCAACUGGAAAAAGACUUAUUUUUCUAUAAGAAAACCAGCAGAGAGCUGAAGAAGAAAUUGAAGGGCCUCUUUGGAGAGUCAUCCCAUCAACUAUUGGCAUCCACUAAAUAUAACAGUGCUGGUGACAAGGCAUCCAGUCAAGAUGAAGCAGAAAUUGCUUCUGAAGAACUCAGGUUGACACUUAACCCUGAAACAAACAGUCGACCAGGGAAAAUACAAGAAACAGACAGAACAAGUAUUUUCAGAGCACAGCAGAAUUCAUACAAGCUUAGAGAUGAUGUUUCAGAAUUUGGGUGCAACAAAGAAUGUUUGUCAAGCACUAGUGAUGACAAAACAGGAACAGAUGAAGCUCAGCCUUCAAAAUCUCAUCCUCAGCUACCUUCUGUCAUCCAGAGAAGAGAGACCGUAACACAGUUUCAAGGAGUAACUCCAGUAAAACUAUCUCGCCGAGAGCUACGUCAUAUUCCUCCCUCUGAAUUAUCUUUGAGACGGUCAAGCCUUGGAGGUGGUGUCAGUUUUAUUGCUCCAGAUUCCAUCGAAAUGGACAAAAAGUCUAGUGUCACUAAGACAUAGUUACUCUUCAUUGCAUUUUUAAUAGCUGUUGCUACUGAAGCAACUGUAUUUGAUUUCUUUGUUCAUGGUCUUGUUAAGUAUCAACCAUGGAUAAAUGAGUAAGUGUUCUUUAGUUCUUAUUGCUCACUAUCAAGUUGUUAGGUGUUAUGCUCACACAGUUUCAGUGCAUCUGAGAUUGAUUUUAAUUAACACAGUAUCUAAGAACUUUCAUUGAAGGCCUUUUAACAUUGAAGAAAUUACUUACAUUGGUUUGGUUUUUUUGCAGUAACUUCAAAAAAUAUGUUUUUCAAAAAUUGCACUGUGAAGUGCACUGCACUUGUGCAACUUAGGUUUCCUAGAACAAUCCUGUACUUCACUUCCGUGGGUCAGAAACAGUAACAAACUAUUUAAUUUAUUUGGAUAUAUAGCUAUAAAAUUUAGUUGCCAGACUGUCACCUAGUAUUGAUAAUGACUGGCUCCUGUACGCUUUUUAUCUAAAAACAUUUUAUACGAGCCAUGUUUGCGAUCAAAAUGGGUACCUAAAGAUAAAUUUGUUCCUGAAAAGGAACAUAAAAAAGUACUUACUUUUCUUUUUUUCUUCUUUACGGCUUAUCUAUGAAAUUAAGAGAA